AUGGCUUUUGCCGGUCAAACGCGGUCAACACUUGGCGUCUAUUUUGAGCGCCGACUCCUAGUGGGCGCCUAUUUUGACCGAACCGUACAGUUUGUGCCCAAUGGUAGUGAUUGGGCUGAAAACAUCCACAACAAACACUAUGUCGACAAUUGUAUCGCAUUUACCGAUCAAUUCCUAUUCGGGAGAGAAGCUAAAGAAUAUUUGACAGCAAACAGUUUGGACACCGAGUUUGAUGUGAAAGACCUGUUGGCUAGGGAUCGGGUGGACGGCGACCAACUCAAGCGAUACCCGUUUGAGUGGUGCUUUGACUCACCGCCAAAAGUUCAUCUAAAGCCUCCCGCACUUAAUGGUCAGAACAAUUGUAUGAUCGUUGAGACACUUGUGGCGCUACAGGUGUUGGACAUUAAACACAGGGCCGAGACUGCGAUGAAAACACCCGCACAGAGGGCUGUGUUCUGUGUGCCCACACGUUAUAACACUAAACAGAGGCGCGCGAUGUUAGACGUGGGCCUAAUCGCAGGCUUUGAUGGAAACAAUGUCCAUAUUGUCAAUGAAAUGACUGCCGCAGUUAUCGCCUACGUUAUGGACACUCGCCGUAAAUUAAUUUUUUCAGAGAUUGUCAUAAUAUUUGCAAUUCAUGACAAUCACUGCGAGUGCGGACUCAUUGAAGUGGACAACAAUUGCAUUAAACACCUAUCCUAUGGAGUUGUGGACGAUGUCAAUGGUUUUACUCACUUCAUUGACCGCACUUUAUGGCUAAGACGUGUUGACAAACGUGACUUAAGCCGAGUUGUGGUGAUCGGCCAUUCGGACAAAAUAUUCGACUUUAAGGAAGUGAUUAAAGCCGAAAUCGCCGCAGACUUUGCGACCAAACAGAACAUACUGUAUGCGUGCGAUCCCAUAGACGUGAUAGUAAAGGGAGCCGUAUAUUACGGGCAAAUGUUGGACAAAAAGUUGGACACUAUAGAUGUGCGCGAGAUUAUAAGGGCAGACAUCAAACUGUUGAUCCAGAAGAAUAACGACAAGCCAUUUGUUGAGACUUUGAUCCCUAUGAACCCCAACCCCAACCAAUAUGAACAACUAAAUGAGAUUAAGGUCAUUAUAAAUCGCAAAAGUUUUCCCAUUAAACUGUGUCAGAUGGAGGGCGACACAGUUGUCAAAACUUUGAUGGUGAAUGACAAACCGAGCAAGUAUUUCAAAUUCGCCGAAUCAGUGAACCCGUUGACUAGACUGAUCGUCCGGUACCGUAUGGAUCGGGACUCACUUGGCGUGUGUUUGAAUGCCACGUUGAAGACCACAUAUGGCUCGGAGUCUGACGUAGACCUCGACAAAGUCGACGAAUACGGUCUCAGUUAUCAGUGUAUUACCGGUCAGCGAAGUAUAUUACGUGAAUUGGGUGUUUUUAGUGCACCCAAUAUAUCGGUCAAUAAUUGGCACCAAUCAGUGACCGCGAGAGUCCAAUCUGUUGGCUCGGCAUCACUAACCCCGGGGCCAUCCCGUGUGGCCUCAGUUCCCAAUGCGAUAUCCGCGCCACCGAUGGCGGCGGCCGUCGCCGCCGAUGCCGUACAAGAGUUUAGCCAAUUGUGCGCCGAUAUUAGGGUCCGUCUCGAGACGUGCGGUGCGAUUGCGACCAAAAGGCGGAAAAUUGCCGAAAAACUCUUGGAUUGCGAGAAAUGUUUCAAAACUGAUGCCAAGAAAUUGGAGGAACAAAAACAGCAAUUAUUCCGAUUGAUUGAUGGCUACAAUUUGAGAGACAAACUGAUCACGAACUAA
This is a messenger RNA of Medioppia subpectinata, 1773 nucleotides long. The record is from the annotation of a GenBank genome assembly. NCBI's taxonomy places the organism in Eukaryota, Metazoa, Arthropoda, Arachnida, Sarcoptiformes, Oppiidae.